AUGUUGGUCUGCCGGCGGUUGCUGAUCGCAGCCGCGAUCGCGGCCUCUGUCGAGGCCUCGGCUUCGUCCGCUAGUUUUCCGGAAAUCCCCGGGUAUUCUGGCUUUUCCGGUUAUCCCGGCUUCUCCGUCUUCGCCCGUUCGGCAACUUCCUCUGCCGGCACCUUCACCACUGCGCCACCCACUUCCGGCUGCAGAUUAUCAGAGUUCCUCUGCAGUACUGGCCACUGUAUUUCUCAGGACAAGUAUUGUGACGAUCAGAAUGACUGCGGCGACAACUCCGAUGAACCGAGAUAUUGCUCCCCGUGCAAUCGAACUCUAUACGGCGACGUUGGUCGAACCUACGAAGUGGAGGUUCGACGACCGAGGGAGGAUCGACUGCCAUUUUUAUGCCACCUCAACUUCACUGCCGCCGGGGCCGAUCUCGGAGACCUAGUUCAGUUAACUUUUGACACUUUUACGGUAGGGCGUUUUCAAUCUUUUACUUCAGAAGGAUGUCCUGACGGGUAUAUGAGUAUAAGGGAAGAAGGACGUCCAGCGACUGAUGGCCAGUGGUGUGGCAGCGCUUGGGGAUACACUGUAUAUUACAGUGAAACCCAUUCCAUAAAUCUUACUCUCUUUUUAUCACGCCUUUCAGAACAGGGCACGGGUUACAACUUCGACUUCAAACUAUCGUAUAAGUUCCUGAAGCGUAGCGAAGCUCACCUGAGAUAUGGGAACAGCACCAUGGCCACGUGGCGUGGUGAAUUAGUGAACGGGACUUACUGCGAUCGAGUUCUAACCAGGUGCGACACGCGCGCUUGUCGACUCCAAUCGCCAAACUACCCGGGUGUUUAUCCGAGGAACGUGACCUGCUACUAUCGGGUUGAGCAAAAACGUGCUCCACCAGGACACCGAGCACUUCUGGCUGUUAGUCAGCGGAACAGUCACAAGAUACACAUCAAGGACCAGGUCGUCAAAUACGACAGAAGUCAACGAAUAUUAAAAGUAUGGGAUCAGUGCAACGUGGUUCAAGAUUAUCUGACCGUUUACGAUGGAGGAUCGACUUCGGACAGAGUUCUUGUGAGAUUGUGUGGCGGAGAUGCAGUUCCGGAUAUCGUCAGUAGUCACGACACGAUGCUCCUCGAAUUUCACACAUCGCCAUACGACAAUCCAUUUCACCCCGUCCCCUUAUCGUUCCUUCCUGGCUUUGAGCUCGAGGUUCAGGUCCUCUUUGUUGAUGAAAAGUCCAGGAGUUUCGUGAAGGAGAGUGAAAAUUGCGAUUUUUUUAUAUCAAGUUUUGAAAAUCCCUCGGGUACUUUAGAAAAUCCGAAGCACUCUUUGCCCCCAAAUACAACCUGCCGUUAUCACUUUCAAGGAAAACCAAAUGAAAUCGUUUGGAUAUCUUUUAUUAAAUAUUAUGCAGCUACAAUUGAUCCCGCAGCGAGCAUUGACAAUCCCACAGAGUGCAAUGCUAAGUUGCUUAUUUGGAACGGCGAUCAUUCGACGGACAAACCGACUAGUCGAAAGAACGUCACCCUGAUGGGUGAAUUUUGCAAGUACGACGUCCCACGACUCUGUGAUCACAGCCUUCUGCGGAACAGCAGUCGCCACACUCGACCUUGCAGUCUCGCGGAGAGUUACGUUUCCUCCGGAAGGGAUCUGACUCUAGAGCAUAUCCUGAGGCAAGGUAGUGCCCUGUAUCCUGUGAGCUUUGUUCUACGAUACGAAUUCGUCCACGAAUCGAUGUCAUGCAAUCACGUAUUCACAUCUUCGUCCUUUCCCUCCUCCUCCUCCUCUUCCUCAUCCUCCUCCUCCUCAUCUUCCUGGCAGGCCACUUCUUUGUCCUCCUCCUCAAAAUCUGGAAAGUUCACUUCACCCAAAAGUGUUUUCUUCUAUGGACGAGGUGGAGCCCAGAACCUCAGCUGUGUUUAUAGGUUUGAGGCUGAGCCUGAGCAAAGAAUCGAGCUCUCCAUUCUCCGGGCAUCCUUCGGCGACAAACAGUGCAAAUCCUAUGUUGAUCCUUUGGUUGAUCGGUGGGCUUGCAAUCGUGAUAGAGGGAAGCCGAAGAAAAAUGGCAUUGCCGAACUGCAGAUAUCGGAACAUCCUUGGCAAGAAGUGGAGCUUGGAAGGGAUUGUUUAUGUUCAAACAUUAGCGAAAAGGUCAUUUUGAGGACACUGACCUCCAACAUAGUAGAACUUAAAUUCGUAGUGACUCAUAUGAACGUCACCCAAGAUUAUAGAGAUUUUUACUUCGAGGGUGAAUUUCGUUUUGUCGCGGGAGCUGAAGCUGGUGAUCAGACAUGUGCCACUAGACUGGAAGAUCGAAGACUCAGAGGCUCCAGUGGUGAAAUAUCUCUGAGAAGUCCUUUUCCGCCAAUCAUACCUGGCGUGGCUGCUGUUGAAGAACUUUUGACGAAUUCAGAAGAUCUGACGGCCACACAGUGCGUUCACGAGCCUUGGCUAAUAGAGCCAAAAGACAUUCGAAUGAAUUUCCUCUACUUGAGAACCAGUGGCUUCAGUAUUAAUCUGGGCAAUGUGGAGGAAUGCACAACUCAAAAUCGCAUCAUAGUUUAUUCAGCAGCCAAUACAAAAGAUCGUAGUGUCAUUUGUCCCGAAAGUAGUUCAAAUACUGCUAAAACAGUCGAUUUUUUCUCGGGAGGCUGGAAUUUCAGUUUAGCUAAUGGUUCAGUGUCAACGACAGCUAUGAUGCAGCACUCGAGGAGCUUUGUUGUCGAAUUUCUUCAAAGGGAGGCUGGAUUUUACGCUGUCACGUGGAUGGCCAUUUCGAAGCAGUCACCAGCUUCUAGUCCUGGCCCGAAUGCAUUUGCAUUUGUUCCUCCUGACGAGUGUCCUUAUAGAUGUCCAGAGUUACAGGCGUGUAUAAGUUCGGACCUCUGGUGUGAUGGAGUCCGCCACUGCCCUUCCGGAUUUGACGAAGAAGAGGAAAAUUGCUCUUACCGAUUUGGUGUAACAUUAUUAUAUGUUGCUAUCGGUGCUGGUGCACUAGGAAUUUUCCUCGUCUUAUUACUGGCCACUGGUUGCCUCAAAUACUGCCUCUACCGGCAUAAAGCUCGCAAGAAAAAGAAAAAUGUGGCUCUCAGUGUUAAUAACCUCCAUGUGAAUCACACGCACCACAAUAACGGCCUCACCGGAACUCGCCUCAGUGGACGUUAUAAUUUGGCUACACCCCAGGAAAUGUACAUGGAGAAUUAUGGGAAAGACAGUAUUUGUUGACAAUACGCCAUCACUAAUAUUGAGACCACUGUGUGAAUACUCAUGUUUUUUAAUGCCUCCUUGGACUCCCUGUGCUGUCGCCACUCACACCACUUCCAUCGUUUAUUAAACGAUUGCACUAUAGUAUUAUUAAUAAUAACUAUGAUACUCAUAAUGAUAAUAAUAAUCCCAGAAGAACUGGUCUAUCGAAAAUUUCCAAUGUUGCGUGACGAAUAUACACGAUUAUGCAGAUUCUGCAUCAAAUCUAAC
This is a messenger RNA of Belonocnema kinseyi, 3462 nucleotides long. RefSeq lists its product as uncharacterized. Gene Ontology annotation, cellular component: plasma membrane. Bases 1 to 3213 code for a protein of 1070 amino acids. Lineage: Eukaryota; Metazoa; Arthropoda; Insecta; Hymenoptera; Cynipidae. The transcript has 11 exons. The record is from RefSeq and is a predicted model, not a curated record. Gene Ontology annotation, molecular function: protein binding.